AUGAUGGAAGUGAAGCAAAGUCAGACGGCAAAAUUCUUGAAGGACAAGAUCCUGGAAGUCCUGGACACCUACGGCGUCACAAUCCACCAGAUUUUUUCAGUUACCACGGAUAAUGGAGCGAAUAUGAUAGCGGCUAUUGAAGAGCUGAAAAUGUGCCUCUCAAAACAGCUCAUAGAUGGUGGAGAAGCGUCGAAGAUUAGUUUGGAUGACGACGAUGAUGAAAGCGCAAACCUAGGAUUCCUAGGCGCAAACAACGAAACGGAUAUGGCCCUGCUGGAAAAUUUGAUAAUGGAGUUCCGUAACCAAUUGAGUAUGGUAAGGUGCGCAGUUCACACGCUGCAAUUAGCAGUAGGAGACGUGAAAAGAAUGAUGCAAACAUUGCCAGAAUAACAAAAGUUG
Messenger RNA from Armigeres subalbatus, 399 nucleotides. RefSeq lists its product as uncharacterized. Lineage: Eukaryota; Metazoa; Arthropoda; Insecta; Diptera; Culicidae. The record is from RefSeq and is a predicted model, not a curated record. Bases 1 to 390 code for a protein of 129 amino acids. The transcript has a single exon.